Messenger RNA from Leucoraja erinaceus (little skate), 4471 nucleotides. It is a transcript of the gene apela, whose product is annotated as apelin receptor early endogenous ligand. NCBI's taxonomy places the organism in Eukaryota, Metazoa, Chordata, Chondrichthyes, Rajiformes, Rajidae. Gene Ontology annotation, biological process: apelin receptor signaling pathway; heart development. The coding region runs from base 995 to 1156 and encodes 53 amino acids. Gene Ontology annotation, molecular function: apelin receptor binding. The transcript has 3 exons. The record is from RefSeq and is a predicted model, not a curated record.
GCUCUGGAAAAGAAGAUUCUAGAUUAAAACAAAGGCAGUAAGCUUCUAUCAAAUGAUAUCUGUAACUUCCCAACAGGGACAUGGUGAAUCAGGCAUGUGAAUCUUUGGUGUUACUCUUGUUGUAAAAGAACCAGGAAUCGCGAACUAUGUGGAGGCCAAGUCAAUGGAUAUUUUUAAGGCAGAGAUAGAUUCUUGAUUCGUACAGGUGUCAGUGGUUAUGGGGAGAAGGCUGGAGAAUGGGGUUAGGAGGGAGAGAUGGAUCAGCCAUGAUAGAAUGCUGGUGUAGACUUGAUGGGCCGAAUGGCCUAAUUCUACUACUAUCACUUAUGAACAUGAACAUAUUUGCUCUGGUAUUAUUGAACAUUUCUUCACAUGAUGUGGUGUGUGUGUGAUAAAUAAAAUAUUGCAGAUGAUGCAGUGAUGAUUGAGAGAGGGGCUGAAGAUGCGUGGCAACACUAAAUAAGCACAAAUUGAUUUGUGCUUUCACAUUCCUGUGCCCAGAAAGGGCGGGAGAGGGAUUCUUCCUGAUUCUCUCAGGUUUCUCUCCAUAAGGGAUGAGUAUGUUUGCAAUACAAAGUCAAACACUUGCAAAUGGUGAAGCGUCACAUUUUAUUCUUAUUCUUCUGUGGCCGGCUGCAUUUAAAGAGGGGCCAUCCUUUUGUCUCGGAGCCAGCUUACCCAUCUAUAGACAGACAAACACUGUUUACUUGGCUUUCUUCUCAGUUGUUUGCUUAUGGAAAAGAGGGGUGUGAGUUUGUCCCAUACAAAGAAAGAGGCCCUCCCGACUAGAGCUAAUAACCAAUAACCUCGUCUGAUGUGAUCAUUAACCUUGUUAGUAAAAGCAGCAGCUCCGCUCAGUUCGAGGAGCUUGGCACUCGAGUGUGAUAACGUUGGCCAAACCUGGGGCUUUUCUCUCAACUGGCGGUGCUGUGAAUUUAAUCCUGUGUUCUGCCUUCGUCAGCUCAGCCACAACAGUUUUAAAAAAAAAUUCAAGAUGAGAUUCCAGCACCUCUUGCACAUUAUCCUCAUUGUGUGCACAGGUUUCCUGUUGAUCAGUGGACAGAAACCAGGUAAAAAAUGGAAAAGAAAACUGCAAAGGCACAAUUGUUUGCAAAGAAGAUGCAUGCCUCUCCAUUCGAGAGUUCCCUUCCCUUGAGGACCAGUGAAAACACAAAGGACUUACAGCACCUGCUACUGCCUCACUAUCUCAGAUUUGCAAGUCGAGGUGAAAACACAUAAGUCUAUUUCAAAGAAUUCAGAUUGGAAAAACAUGAGUUCUUGAUUGGCGAGCACAUACUCACUCAAGACUUGGACAGAGAGUUUAUGUUCCGAAUGGAAACAAGGCAGAAAAUCAGAAGCAUGACUUUGAAGAAACGUUGGUGAAAAUUGUAAAAUAAUUCUCCCCAGCUAACCACUUCCCGAAGACAAAGGACAACCAAAGGACAACUGUUUACUUUGUUGUAAUCUCAAUGAAUCAAGUGCAGAAUUAACAUGUGGAUAGUUGUAAUAUUGAAACUGCACGGCUAAGCACUCUACAUUCCACUUAAACUAAAUCGUGCUAUUGUAAAAUAAAUCUCUUUCUCUCAACUUAAACAUUCCACCACUGAGGAUUUUUUUCAAUCUGGUAGAAAUUGAUGAGAUGUAAUUAUUCAAACUUAUUUAAACCUUACUUAAAACGUAAAAAUUGGACCCCGAUCAGUUCUGAGACAAGUUAAAUACAUUGUGCCAUGUGCACAUUUCCUUUUUGAAAGUGAAUUACCAUUACGCAAGAAAACAGCACGGAACAUUGAAAUCUAGGGUAACGGAGUUUAUGAUCAGUCAAAGAACCUCAUGCUGCCUUGGUUUCUGUUUUUUGUUCAUGCUCAUUUUUCUCCAUGUAACCUUCUGCCAGUUUUCCCCAAUAAUUCAACACACUCAGUGACAUUGUUCAGAUUAAUGUUACGAACUACUCUGGUAGAGCAGAUAAUUUGGCAUUUAUCAUCUCCGCAACCUUUGAAAAUGUGAAGAUAGAUAGACACAAAGUGCUGGAGCAGCUCAGCGGGACAGGCAGCAUCUCCGGAUAGAAGGAAUAAGUGACGUCAGAAGAAGGGUCUCGACCCACAACGGCACCCAUACCUUCUCUCCAGAGAUGCUGCCUGUCCCGCUGAGUUACUCCAGCAUUUUGUGUCAAACUUAGGUGAAAACCAGCAUCUGCAGUUCCUUCCCACAUCUUUGAAAAUGUAACGGUCUGAUAUAUUGUCAUACAGGAUAGAAGCUAACCCUUUGGACCCACCACUUGAAUGCUGACAUUCUUGCCCAGCUAGACAUCUCCUGUGCCCAUGUCAGUGUCUUUGAUGCUUUGCCUAAUAAGUGUCUGUAUAAAUGCCUCUUAAGACUAGUGAUUGUUUCUAAUUCCACUCCCUCUUCUGGCAACGUGUUCCAGAUAUAAACUACUCUGUGUUAAAAAAAAAUCCUUAAAACUCCCAUCUCACUUUAAACCUAUUGCUUUUGAUAACUUUACCAUGAGAAAAAUAAUUUGACUAUCCAUUUCAUAAUUUAGUUCAGUUUAGAGAUACAGCGCGGAGAAACAGGCCCAUCGGCCAACUAAAUCCGUGCCAACCAGCAAUCGCCACACGAUAUAGCACUAUCCUACACACAAGGGAUAAUUUACAAUUUUACCGAAGCUAAUUAACCUGCAAACUGUACCACUGCGUCACCAUGCUCCACAGAAAACAAGGCCUGCCUAUCUCGCUCCCAUAACUAAAGUCCUCCAAUCUAAGCAACAUCCUAGAGAAUCUGUAGGGAGUAACUGCAGUUGCUGGUUUAAACCAGAGAUACGCACAAAAUGCUGGAGUAACUCAGCGGGAUAGGCAGUAUCUCUGGAGAGAAGGAAUGGGUGGCGUUUCGGAUCGACACCCGUCUUCAGUCUCAACCCGAAACAUCAUCCAUUCCUUCACUCCAGAGAUGCUGCCUGUCCCGCUGAAUUGUUCUAGCAUUUUGUGUCUAUCCUAGUGAAUCUCCUCUGCACUUUCCCCAGUGGAUUACAACCUUCCUAAAGUGGUGACCAGAACUGCACGCAGUACUCAAGUGCAGCCCGACCUGUGUUUUGCAAUGUUUAAACAUCACAUCCCAAUUCUUUUCAUCUGUGCCUUGACCUGUAAAGGUAAGCAUACCGCCGUUCUUGAUCACCGCCAUCUCAAUCUGUGUUGCUACUUUCAGAGAAGCAUGGACUUGGAAUCCUAGGUCUCUCUGUUCAUCAACAUUCCUCACUGCCUGACCAUUUACUGAUUUGACUGUUAUUGGACUUCCCAAAAUACAUUACCUGACCCUUAUUAGUAUUAAAUUCUAUCAGUCAAUGCUGUGCCUAUCUUUCUAAAUGAUCUAUAUCCUGCUGUAGCCUUACACAGCUUUCAUUGAACACCACAAUGUCACCAAUGUUUGUUUAAUCUGCAAACAUACUCCGCAUUCCUUCUUCAUUCACAUCCAAGUCGCUAAGUGUGUUGAAUCUGUGGAAUUCUUUGCCACAGAAGGCAGUGGGAGCCAAGUCAAAGGAUAUUUUUAAGGCAGAGAUAAAUUCUUGAUUAGUACGGGUUUCAAGGGUUAUGAGGAGAAGGCAGGAGAAGGGGGUUAGGAGGGAGAGAUAGAUCAGCCAUGAUUGAAUGGCGGAGCAGACUCGAUGGGCCAAAUGGCAUAAUUCUGCUCCUAUCACUUAUUACCUAACAUACACUGCAAACAGCAGAGGUUCCUAGCAACAAUCCGUACGGAACAUCAUCAGUCACACAAUGCCUGUGGUACAAAUGCACAAUUACCAAAGUAUGUUUUUCAACAAUGCUUUCUCCUUGUAUUUUGUGGAUUGGCAACCCCUUUUUAAAAAUGUAUACAAAAAACAUUUUAAAUAUAUAAUACUUCAGUAUCCAAGCUUCAUUGGCCAGGCAGCAUUAAAAUGUCAAUUUCUCUAAUUGCCAUUGAAUUGAAUAGCAUUUCAGACACCAUUUUUAGGGUUGGAGUUCACCCAUUCCUUCUCUCCAGAGAUGCUGCCUGACCCCUGAGUUACUCCAGCAGUUUGUGUCUACCUUCAGACUGAAAAAAGGUGCUGACCAAAACGUCACUUAUCCAUUCCCUCGUCAGAUGUUGCCUGACCCAUGGAGUUCCUCCAGCAUUUUUCUUUUUGCUCAACAUUCCAGCACGUGUAGUCUCUUGUCUCACUGCUCCAAAAAACUGUCCAUCAUCAUCACUGUACACCACUAUGGAAAUUAUAUGUCAUAAAUUCUGCUUCUAGAGUUGGCCAAAUUAAAGAGACAAUAGUGUUGAGAAGAAGCUUAAAUAAAUGGAAAUAUUUGAUUGUAAUUAUGUAACUUACAAUUUUACAAGAACACGGACAAAGCUUUCCCUUUUUAGGUUAUUAACCUGUAUAAAUGAAAGGACUAUAACUGCAGUAGUUUUAACUAAUAAGAGUAAUUUCAGUUUGCAUUAUCCCAUUGAUAGCACAAAU